Messenger RNA from Solanum tuberosum (potato), 929 nucleotides. Its product is annotated as UPF0483 protein AGAP003155-like. The coding region runs from base 159 to 866 and encodes 235 amino acids. The record is from RefSeq and is a predicted model, not a curated record. The transcript has 5 exons. Lineage: Eukaryota; Viridiplantae; Streptophyta; Magnoliopsida; Solanales; Solanaceae.
GAAAUUUUUGAAUUAUGAGUUAUAUAAUUUGACACUAUGUUCGAACAUGUAUUUUACUUUAAAAAAAAACAAUUUUAAAAGAUAGAUUUUUAAAGAAUCUUAGGCAUAUAUGCUUAUGUACCUACCAUUUUUUGAGAAGAAAUUAAAAAAGAAAUAGUAUGGAAAAAGAAUCGAAGAGAAAACCAAGAAUUCUAUGUCUCCAUGGCUAUAGAGAAAGUGCUGAAAUACUCAAGAAAUUGAUUCUCCGGUGGCCGGAAUCCGUCACCGGAAAAUUAGAUUUGGUUUUCUUGGAUGCACCUUUUCCGGCUAAGGGCAAAUCUCGACUUGAAGGUUUCUUUGAUCCUCCUUACUUUGAAUGGUUUCGAUUUAAUAAGGAUUUCACAGAGUUUUAUAAUUUUGAAGAAUGCCUUGAAUAUAUAGAAGAUUUUAUGUCAAAGCAUGGACCUUUUGAUGGUAUUCUUGGUUUCUCAAUGGCAGCUAUUUUAUGUGCAGCAAUACCAGGAAUGCAAAGGGAAGGAGUGGCUCUAAAAAAAGUUCCAAAAAUAAAAUUUGUGAUACUAAUAUCAGGGGCUAAAUUUGGAGGGCCCUCAUUUGGGGUACCAAAAUUGGCUAUCAAUGCAUUUUCAUCUCCAAUCAAUUGUCCAUCACUUCACUUCUUAGGAGAAAAGGAUUACCAAAAAAAAGAUGGAGAAGUUCUAUUAGAGUGUUUUGUGGAUCCACAAGUGAUUUACCAUCCUAAAGGACAUGCCAUACCAGAACUAGAUGAUAGCAGCGCUGAAAUAAUGCUUGGAUUUAUUGAAAAGACAUUCCCAAAUUUUGUAACAGGGGCGGAUCAAUAUAAUUGGAAGCCCAAAGCGAAACUUUAAGCUAAAAAAAUUGUGAAUGUAUAUAUAUUUAACUUUUAAUCAAAUUUCCUAACUUUUGUUUUU